Medicago truncatula (barrel medic) is the source of this 1952-nucleotide messenger RNA. RefSeq names its product amino acid transporter AVT3C. Lineage: Eukaryota; Viridiplantae; Streptophyta; Magnoliopsida; Fabales; Fabaceae. Gene Ontology annotation, cellular component: vacuolar membrane. The record is from RefSeq and is a predicted model, not a curated record. Gene Ontology annotation, molecular function: neutral L-amino acid transmembrane transporter activity; L-amino acid transmembrane transporter activity. Gene Ontology annotation, biological process: neutral amino acid transport; amino acid transmembrane transport. Bases 213 to 1481 code for a protein of 422 amino acids. The transcript has a single exon.
AAAUCCAAUCAUUUUUUUGAGACGCCGGAGAACUGAUCACAUAUAUUUAUUCCAACUAGUUGAGAACUUAUCUCUAAAUUCACUUCUUCCCGCAGCUCAAACUUUUCAGAACAGCUUAACUUCAAAAUCGAUUUUCUUCACAAAAAAAACUCACCUCAUUCCUCAAUCCAAACAAUAAUCAAUUUUCAUUUUCCAAAUUCAACAAAACAACCAUGGUGUUCAAAGAAGCAGGUUCAUCAUCCUACUCACUCCCACCCUACCCACGCGAAGACACCCCCCUUCUUACUAACUCACCCCCCCUCUCUUCCCAAUUCAAAACCUGCGCCAACAUCUUCAUCGCCAUCGUCGGCGCCGGCGUUCUCGGUCUCCCUUACUCCUUCAAACGCACCGGCUACCUCACCGGUCUCAUCAACCUAUUUACCAUCGCUUACCUCACCUACCACUGCAUGCUCCUCCUCGUCAACACUCGCCGGAAACUCGAAUCCAUCACCGGUUUCUCCAAAAUCAAAUCUUUCGGCGAUUUGGGUUUCACCAUUUGUGGCCCAUUAGGUCGUUUUUCCGUUGACUCCAUGAUUGUGCUUUCACAAGCUGGGUUUUGUGUCAGUUACCUUAUUUUCAUUUCUUCAACUUUAUCAUUUCUCACCGCCGGUGAUGAAACAGACACUAUUUUCAUCGGUUUAACGGCGAAAAGUUUGUAUCUUUGGGGUUGUUUUCCAUUUCAAUUAGGGUUGAAUUCGAUCAAAACUUUGACCCAUUUAGCCCCUUUGAGUAUUUUUGCUGAUGUUGUUGAUAUUUCUGCUAAGAGUGUUGUUAUGGUUGAAGAUGUUUUUGUUUUCAUGCAAAAUAGACCAAAUUUGGAAGCUUUUAAGGGUUUUGGUGUUUUUUUCUAUGGUAUUGGUGUAGCUGUUUAUGCUUUUGAAGGGAUUGGAAUGGUUUUGCCUUUGGAAAGUGAGACUAAAGAUAAGGAGAAAUUUGGAAGGGUUUUAGGGUUAGGGAUGGGUAUGAUUUCUAUAUUAUUUGGUGCAUUUGGUGUUUUAGGUUAUUUUGCUUUUGGUGAAGAAACUAAGGAUAUUAUUACUAAUAAUUUAGGUCAAGGUGUGAUAGGUGUUAUGGUUCAAUUAGGGCUAUGUAUUAAUUUGUUUAUUACAUUUCCUUUGAUGAUGAAUCCUGUUUAUGAGGUUUUUGAGAGAAGGUUUUGUGAUUCUAGGUAUUGUUUAUGGGUGAGGUGGUUGUUGGUUUUGGUGGUGAGUUUGGUGGCAGUUUUGGUGCCAAAUUUUGCUGAUUUUUUGUCACUUGUUGGAAGUAGUGUUUGUGUUGUUCUUGGUUUUGUGUUGCCUGCUUUGUUUCAUUGUAUGGUUUUUAAGGAAGAGUUGGGUUGGAAAUGCUUGGUUUCAGAUGGGGCAAUUAUGGUUUUUGGAUUUGUUGUUGCUGUUUAUGGAACCUAUACUUCUGUUUCAGAGAUUCUUUCUCCUAAGGCUUAAUUGAUUUGGAAGAAGAAAAGUUUGAAAGAUUAAAAACUGUGAAUUUUCAGGUGUUUUUGAUGAAGGAACAAUUUUUUGUGUUAAAUGUUACAUGCUGAAGGAUACUUGGUUGUUCCUUAAUUGGGCAGGAAUUCUUUUACAUGGGUCAUCAAUUUGGAUUUGAUGCUUCUGUUAAGUGUUUUUUGUUGAUUGAAUAUAUGAUAAAGCUACGAAUUCUAUUCUUUGUUGUUGGAUUUUUUGUAAUCUGUAAAAAGUUUUAGGUCUAUAGUUUGUUGGAAUUGAAGGAAAUAAAGAGAAAAAGGAACAUAUGCAAGUGUAUCUUGAACAUUUUUGUAAGUUUGAGAAAUAUUUACAUCAUUUGCUGUGUAAAUUUUUUGCUCUCUUAGUCAUAGGCAUAUCAAUAUCCUUGUGUGGAAUUGCAAAGAAAAAAUGUUGUUGGUAUGGAUCAAAUAGAGACUUGCAAAGUUGUAA